Messenger RNA from Dama dama (fallow deer), 1019 nucleotides. RefSeq names its product phosphatidylinositol specific phospholipase C X domain containing 3 (gene PLCXD3). The coding region runs from base 54 to 1019 and encodes 321 amino acids. NCBI's taxonomy places the organism in Eukaryota, Metazoa, Chordata, Mammalia, Artiodactyla, Cervidae. The record is from RefSeq and is a predicted model, not a curated record. The transcript is spliced from 3 exons. Gene Ontology annotation, cellular component: synapse. Gene Ontology annotation, molecular function: phosphoric diester hydrolase activity. Gene Ontology annotation, biological process: lipid metabolic process.
UGCCAGCCUGCCCGAGGAGUGUGAGGACCAGCGCGCGGCACACCGACCGCACGAUGGCCUCGUCUCAAGGGAAGAACGAGCUGAAAUUCGCCGACUGGAUGGCAACUCUGCCGGAGAGCAUCCACAGCAUACCCCUCACCAAUUUAGCCAUCCCAGGAUCUCAUGACUCCUUCAGCUUCUACAUUGAUGAAGCCUCUCCAGUGGGUCCUGAACAGCCAGAAACUGUCCAGAAUUUUGUCUCUGUAUUUGGAACUGUGGCCAAAAAGCUGAUGCGAAAAUGGCUAGCCACUCAAACCAUGAACUUUACCGGUCAGCUAGGAGCUGGGAUCCGUUACUUUGAUCUUCGAAUUUCCACUAAGCCGAGAGACCCCGACAAUGAACUCUACUUUGCUCACGGUUUGUUCAGUGCCAAAGUCAAUGAAGGUCUUGAGGAGAUCAAUGCAUUCCUCACAGAUCACCAUAAGGAGGUAGUAUUCUUGGACUUCAACCACUUUUAUGGGAUGCAGAAAUAUCACCAUGAAAAACUGGUCCAAAUGCUGAAAGACAUCUAUGGAAAUAAAAUGUGCCCAGCGAUCUUUGCCCAGGAAGUGAGUCUGAAGUACCUGUGGGAGAAGGACUACCAAGUGCUGGUCUUCUACCACAGUCCAGUGGCUCUGGAAGUGCCCUUUCUCUGGCCUGGGCAGAUGAUGCCAGCACCCUGGGCUAACACCACAGACCCGGAAAAACUGAUCCAGUUUCUCCAGGCGUCCAUCACUGAGAGAAGGAAGAAGGGGUCGUUUUUCAUAUCUCAGGUGGUGCUGACUCCCAAAGCAAGCACCGUGGUCAAAGGGGUGGCCAGUGGUCUCAGAGAAACUAUCACAGAAAGAGCUCUUCCUGCCAUGAUGCAGUGGGUCCGCACACAGAAGCCAGGAGAGAGUGGCAUCAAUAUUGUCACUGCCGACUUUGUAGAACUUGGUGAUUUCAUCAGCACUGUCAUAAAGCUCAACUAUGUCUUUGAUGAAGGGGAAGCCAACACUUGA